CUGUGCCCGCAGGUGCCGGGCGCCAUGGCCCCCCCCAAGGACAUCAUGACCAACUCGCACGCCAAGUCCAUCCUCAACGCCAUGAACGCCCUGCGGAAGAGCAACACGCUCUGCGACGUCACCCUCCGCGUGGAGCAAAACCCGGCCCACCGCAUCGUCCUGGCUGCCUGCAGUGACUACUUCUGCGCCAUGUUCACCAGCGAGCUCUCAGAGAAAGAUAAACCCUAUGUAGAUAUCCAGGGACUGACAGCCUCCACCAUGGAAAUCCUGCUAGACUUUGUAUACACAGAAACUGUUCACGUGACAGUAGAAAACGUCCAAGAAUUGCUCCCAGCGGCAUGUCUGCUUCAGCUGAAAGGUGUGAAACAAGCUUGCUGUGAAUUUCUAGAAAGCCAGCUGGAUCCAUCAAAUUGUUUGGGCAUUCGGGAUUUUGCUGAGACACACAAUUGUGUUGAUCUAAUGCAAGCUGCAGAGGUCUUCAGCCAGAAACAUUUUCCAGAGGUGGUUCAGCAUGAAGAGUUUAUCCUCUUAAAUCAAGAAGAGGUUGAAAAGCUCAUCAAGUGUGAUGAAAUUCAGGUGGACUCUGAAGAGCCAGUUUUUGAGGCAGUUAUAAACUGGGUGAAGCACUCAAAAAAAGAACGGGAAGCAUCACUGCCAGAACUGCUGCAGUACGUGCGCAUGCCACUUCUCACCCCCCGCUACAUCACAGACGUCAUCGACACCGAGCCUUUUAUACGAUGCAGUCUGCAGUGCAGAGACCUUGUAGAUGAAGCUAAGAAAUUUCAUCUUCGGCCGGAGCUCCGGAGUCAGAUGCAAGGACCCAGGACAAGAGCACGUCUAGGAGCUAAUGAAGUCCUGCUUGUGAUCGGUGGCUUUGGCAGCCAGCAGUCACCUAUUGAUGUUGUGGAGAAAUACGACCCGAAGACUCAGGAGUGGAGUUUCUUGCCAAGCAUCACCCGUAAGAGGCGUUACGUUGCUACAGUGUCCCUGCAUGAUCGGAUCUAUGUGAUUGGGGGGUAUGAUGGUCGCUCUCGUCUCAGUUCGGUGGAGUGCUUGGAUUAUACAUCAGAUGAGGAUGGUAUCUGGUACUCCGUGGCUCCGAUGAACGUACGGCGAGGCCUGGCAGGAGCCACAACCCUUGGAGACAUGAUCUAUGUUUCUGGUGGGUUUGAUGGAAGCCGACGUCACACCAGUAUGGAACGAUAUGACCCGAACAUUGAUCAGUGGAGUAUGCUGGGAGACAUGCAGACAGCACGGGAAGGAGCAGGGCUUGUUGUAGCUAAUGGAGUUAUCUACUGCCUCGGUGGCUAUGAUGGGCUGAACAUACUGAAUUCUGUAGAGAGGUAUGAUCCCCACACUGGACACUGGACAAAUGUCACCCCAAUGGCCACUAAGCGCUCAGGGGCUGGAGUGGCUCUGCUGAAUGACCAUAUUUAUGUAGUUGGUGGGUUCGAUGGGACGGCACAUCUCUCCUCUGUGGAAGCCUAUAAUAUUCGCACUGAUUCCUGGACAACUGUAACAAGCAUGACAACCCCCCGCUGCUACGUGGGGGCCACCGUGCUGCGGGGAAGGCUGUAUGCAAUUGCUGGAUACGAUGGCAACUCACUGCUGAGCAGCAUUGAGUGCUAUGAUCCCAUCAUUGACAACUGGGAAGUGGUAACCUCCCUGGGGAUGCAGCGCUGUGACGCUGGAGUCUGCGUCCUUCGGGAGAAGUGA
Messenger RNA from Fulmarus glacialis (Northern fulmar), 1716 nucleotides. It is a transcript of the gene KLHL12, whose product is annotated as kelch-like family member 12. The record is from RefSeq and is a predicted model, not a curated record. Lineage: Eukaryota; Metazoa; Chordata; Aves; Procellariiformes; Procellariidae. Gene Ontology annotation, molecular function: protein binding. The coding region runs from base 25 to 1716 and encodes 563 amino acids. The transcript is spliced from 11 exons.